Molecule: messenger RNA, 1784 nt
Organism: Camellia sinensis
Lineage: Eukaryota; Viridiplantae; Streptophyta; Magnoliopsida; Ericales; Theaceae
Product: beta-ketoacyl-[acyl-carrier-protein] synthase III A, chloroplastic
Biological process (GO): fatty acid biosynthetic process
Cellular component (GO): chloroplast
Molecular function (GO): 3-oxoacyl-[acyl-carrier-protein] synthase activity
Source: RefSeq, a predicted model, not a curated record
AAAAAUCAAAAAUGAAAUCUUGGAUUGGAGCAAGCAGUCCAUGAUUCUCGUGGUCGAAAAAUGAAUGUUUGUGUGUUGGAUUGGGUUUGCAUUGGAGUUUCCUCCAUCUCGCUUGGCACAAUCGCCCAUCUUUCUCAUCUUCGAGCCCUUCGUAGAUUAUGAGAAGUCCUUCAAUGCAUUGUUUUUCUCUGUCUUUCUUCUUCUAAUUAAUUCAAAUUUUAACCCACUUCUCUCUCUCUCUCUCUCUCUCUCCGUAAUUUCUCUCUCUAUAAACCUUCAUGGGUUCUCUAUACUUUCUUCGCAUUCUUUGUCUUUCAUCAAUAAGCUUCAGAUACUAGAUUGUUUGUUUGUUCACUUUCUCUCUCUGGGUUUGUUCAUUUCUCGCUCUAUAAAUGGCGAAAACAUCUGGGUUCUUCUCACCUACAGUUCCGGGUCUGAGAAAGACGAUUCCUCCAUCAAUUGGCAUGUGUCGAUCUGUGUAUUUUUCUGGUGAGGGAAUCUCCAAAGGGGUAUUCUGCUCCAGCACCAUCGAAGGUUCAGAGAAGCUUGGUUCUGGUGUUUCACCUUCUGAAUCUCGAGUACCCAGGCUUGUCAGCAAAGGCUGCAAACUAGUUGGAUGUGGUUCUGCAGUACCAAGUCUUCAGGUUUCCAAUGAUGAUCUUGCCAAAGUUGUUGAUACUUCAGAUGAGUGGAUAUCUGUUCGCACUGGGAUCCGUAAUCGACGAAUUCUAACAGGCAAAGAAAGCUUGACAGCUCUGGCUGUAGAGGCAGCACAAAAAGCUCUUGAGAUGGCCGAGGUUGAUCCUGAUGAUGUGGACCUAGUCUUGUUGUGUACAUCGACUCCAGAGGAUCUGUUUGGCAGUGCUCCUCAGAUCCAAAAGGCACUUGGCUGCAAAGGAAAUCCACUGGCUUAUGAUAUUACAGCUGCUUGUAGUGGGUUUUUGUUGGGUCUAGUUUCGGCUGCCUGUUAUAUUCGGGGAGGUGGCUUUAAUAAUGUCCUUGUGAUUGGGGCUGACGCGCUUUCUCGUUACGUUGAUUGGACCGAUAGAGGGACGUGUAUUCUUUUUGGUGAUGCUGCUGGUGCUGUCGUAGUACAGGCCUGCAGUAGUGAGGAGGACGGUUUAUUUGGUUUUGAUUUGCAUAGUGACGGUGAUGGCCAGAGGCACUUAAAUGCCUCCACCAUGAACGAAAAUGAAGCGGAUCUUGGUUUGGGUUCCAAUGGUUCAGUGUUAGGCUUUCCUCCCAAACGCUCUUCUUAUUCCUGCAUCCAGAUGAAUGGUAAAGAGGUCUUUCGCUUUGUUGUACGGUAUGUACCACAGUCAAUAGAGUCCGCGCUCGAAAAGGCUGGUCUCUCUGGGUCUAGCAUUGAUUGGUUACUUCUCCAUCAGGCAAACCGAAGGAUCAUUGAUGCAGUUGCAACACGAUUAGAAGUCCCACCAGAACGGGUCAUAUCGAAUUUGGCAAACUACGGUAAUACAAGCGCAGCAUCCAUUCCGUUGGCAUUGGAUGAAGCUGUACGGAGUGGGAAGGUGAAAUCAGGCCAUAUGAUAGCAGCUGCUGGUUUUGGGGCUGGUCUUACGUGGGGUUCUGCCAUUGUUCGAUGGGGAUAAAACUGAAAAUCCUACACUCCUAGUGAUGAUCGCCUUUUUUUUUUUUUUUUUUUUUUUUUUUUUUCAAUUUUUUUUUUUUUUUUUUUUUUUCAGAUUUUGUUACCUUUAAAAUUUUGCACCAUGAAUAAAUGUUAAUUAUUUUUUCCAAGACAUGAAUAUAAUUUGUUUUUGAUA